UUAAUCGAAAGAAAAAGAAGACAAUCAGUUUUUUCGACGGAUAUCUCUGAGAGGGUAACCGAAAAAAGGACAGGUGACAAUAAGAAAUUGCGGCGAGAAACUUGUACAUCGUAUCUGUGAUGCGCGAGUGAGCAAUGGAGUCACCAGUCAUGUACGAUUCAGCGGCCCAUCAGGCCCAGGCCCACGGCGCGGCCGAUCUGAAGAAGUCUCAGGUACUCAACAACAACAACAACAACCAUCCGAGCAACAACAACAACAACAACCAUCCGAGCAACAACAGCAACGCGGCGAACAACAACAACAACUCGGCGUUGCAGGUGAAUCAUAACCACAGUCAGCAGCAGAGCAGCUCAGUGGUGAGCAAGGUCUCAGCGAGCAAGGCUAGCCUUCACCAGCAGUACGCGGAACACUGUGCCGCGGCCGGCGAGCUGACAGACCUGAAUACACCAGAGAUAUCGUUGGAUCUGCAACACCUGAUAGACGACAGCCACUUCAACGACGGCCUGUUAGACAUGCUGGGCGCGAACAACGGCGCCGUGAAACAUGUUAGAACGCCCGGUUAUCCGCGCACCACUCUCGCCUACAUGCCGCAACCGGUGCACAGCGGAGCGAGUUACCAUCAGGGGAGCAACAGCUGUAGCGACAGCAACAGCUCGAGCUCCGAAUCACCGAGUAUCAAAGAGGAACCGCUCGAUCCAGCGGAUUACCGUCGCCACUGCCCGCAAUAUCCACCCGGUGGGUACAGUCCGGUAACAAACGGACCGUUCGCGAACGGCGCACCAACGUUCACCACUCUGACACCGUCGACCGUGCCCGGUGGCCAUCCUGGAGCACCUGUUCACCAACCACCGCCUAGAGGAGGACCGAUGAAACCGGUGAUGGCUCAUCAGCAUCACGCGAACACGGCCGCGGCAGCGGCGAGGAAACAGACGAAGGCGAUCGACAAAGCGAGCGACGAGUACAGAAGACGACGGGAGAGGAACAAUAUAGCGGUGAGAAAGAGCCGCGAAAAGGCGAAGGUACGAUCGAGAGAAACGGAGGAGAAGGUGAAACUUCUGGUGAAGGACAACGACCUGUUGAAGAAGAGGAUCGAAUUGUUAACGGAGGAAUUGAACGUGCUCAGGUCUUUGUUCAGUAGCGUCGGCGUGGUACCGGAACAGCUACACCGCGAGAUCUCGAGGCACCUCGAUCAGUUUCAGCAACACGCGGUUGGACCCAUGUAGCGUAUAAAGUCACGUUCGUGGAGCGGCGCGGUGGCAUCGCGCCGCCACUAUUACGCCUUUCUCUCGUCCACCGGCGUCGACCUUCGUCCCUUGCCUUUCAGGCCGAUACGAUUGUGAAAGAGAGUAAUGGUCGUUUCGAGGCGACUACUUCCGCUUUUCGGGCCCGUCUAAUGGUCCCGCUGGCCGCGCUGUUGCGCGCGCAUCGUCCGAGUAAAAGUACGAAAUACCGUGGUGGUUGGUGGUAUUGAAAACGUGCGGUCGAGAUGAUGGUAACUGCGUCUCUUUUGUCUCGUACCGCGGCGAAUGGAGAACGCAAGAGGUGCACGUGCCUAGUUGGAGGAGAGAAGUCGCGAUGGGAAUGGAGAACACGCGAAGGGAAGAGAAGCCGGUCGACGAACGGAACGUGUUGGAAGAAGAAAAAAGUGCCUCUGCUCAUGGCGAACUGUAUUUUCUCGUUUUUCUUUCUUUUGUACACCGAGUGCAUCGGACACUUUCCACGUUCGUCCUUGUAACGCGACACGACAACAGAAUAUUCGCGAAAGAAAAAGAAAGAAACGGAAACGUACGAUUGAAACGGGGGAAAAGAAAACAGAUAAGAGCGGAUGGAUAGCCGCCAUGUUGCGAUCUUCUGGUUCGAACCUUUUGGAACGUACGCGAGAGAGAGAGAGAGAGAUGAGAUGAAAAAUUCGAGAUGUCGACUGUUUCUCUUUUGCUUCUCCUUUCGUACCUUCUAUUUUCUUUUUUUUUUUUUUGUUUCUUUUCUCUGAAAGUACGUAAGACUGGGUGGUUCUGCCGCGUGUUCCCGGCGGAUUCGCCACCUCGAUCGAUCGCGUAAUUCGCAACACGCGUCACGACUCUGGACAGAUCACGCAUCGAUAUGUACAAGCGCAUCGACCACACUCUCGCAUCAGCGUAACGUACACACGCAGAUACACUUACAACUAACACGUGUGCUUUGAUACACGAGGCGCGCAUACAUAAAUUCGUUCGCAUAAAUCUUCCAUUCUCUUCGCAUUAUACAUUUUUGAUGCACCUUCCACUGAGAUCGUUCAUAGUACACGUACAAAGGGAAACAAACACGCACACGUACACGACUAAACACAGAGGAGAGAGAGAGAGAGAGAGAGAGAGAGAGAGAGAGAUGUGUAACGUGUAUGUGUACACAGAGAAGUAUAAUGACGAUGCGUUAGAAGCGAUGUGUACACGUGCACCGCGUUGUAGAUUGUCGUUCUCGUUACCAAGUACCUAAAACUGGCACACCGUAAUGUUUUUUUUUUGCGAACAGUAUAUCGAUGCCGAAUGGAAAAGAAAAGGGAAGAAAGGAGACGAAAAAUGCUAUCUCCUCGGAUUCGUUGUAUCUUUUCCUUCUUUUCUCUCUUUUCCUUCAUCCACCGGGAAAAAUAGAAGCAAAAAGAAAAAACACGCGCGCGUCAAAAGGAAGAAGAAACUACUGUUUUAUCAUACACACACAGACACAGGCACACGCCCUUGUAUUAUAGCUCCAUAUUUUAAUUUUAUUAUAUUCGAGAGAGAUGUAUGUACAUAAAAAAAAAAAGCUAAUAUAUUUUGUUAGAGAAACGAAAACGUAAAAACGGACUCGUGUUUCGUGAGAGAGAAAGG
Habropoda laboriosa is the source of this 2843-nucleotide messenger RNA. Its product is annotated as CCAAT/enhancer-binding protein-like. The record is from RefSeq and is a predicted model, not a curated record. Lineage: Eukaryota; Metazoa; Arthropoda; Insecta; Hymenoptera; Apidae. The transcript has a single exon. Bases 135 to 1223 code for a protein of 362 amino acids. Gene Ontology annotation, molecular function: RNA polymerase II cis-regulatory region sequence-specific DNA binding; DNA-binding transcription factor activity, RNA polymerase II-specific. Gene Ontology annotation, biological process: DNA-templated transcription; regulation of transcription by RNA polymerase II.